UCACCGCCCUGGUAAGAGUAUCCUACUUAUACCGUUGCCUUUCGAAAUCAUACAUAGUCGUCGUCGGCUCGAUCGCCGUUACGCCGCGUCUCCUCUCUGUUUUCCAUCGGACAGCAGUAGUUUGUACUUACAUUUGACAAACGGAUAUGAUUACUUAUUAAGUAAUCAAGCAAACACGUGAUUGGGACUCUUGGGUCGGUGACUCCUCGGGUCACGGUGGGGUAGAUGUAAUAUGACCGGUGACUAUUGCCGAUACUCGUGCACGUGUGGGUGUGUACUUGUGUGCCGUUGGUGUACUCGGUAGCCGAUCGCAACCGGCCCGAGUUGAUGAGCAUUCUCGGACGUGCGCGACACAAAAAGGUGCCCCCGGAGCUUGGGAGUUGGUCGGCGCGCAGUGUUAUUGUGAAAGUGCGCUUUGCGUAUUUUUAGAUCCCAGUUCCAGUUGGUGCUUGGAUUCAUUUGGGAUUUUACCGAUUGACCUUUCUUUUUUUCAUUUCCAACGAUCGCAAGUACAAACUCGUAGGGAAAAUGACCGGGGAGGACGAGAUGUGGGAGAACUUUUAUCACAAGUUCGUUGCCGAUCAGGAGAAGAAAAUGAAGGAGCCGCAAGAGCGGAGUAGCCAUGAGGCCAGUACUGACGGUAUCUCUCCUAACAUGAUUGAAAUAUCCGAUAAUUUUUGGAUCCAGGAGGAGGACAACAGUUUUUUCGAGAAGCUCGGGACUAGUCUUGCCGACAAGGCCAAGGCGCAGCGGCUCGAGGAAAGUUUGCCCGAGGCGACACCCCCGUGUGACUUUGAGGCCAACGAGGAGGCCGUCGGUACAUGUAACACCGGCCAAGAGGGGAAGGAGGAGGUGGAGGACAUCGAGGCGCAUUUCUGCGUGGCCAAGCAGAGGGAGGCCCUCUACGCCGAGAAGGAGAUCGCCCUCAAGGGGGAGCAGGUUGCCGACUCCACCGAGUCCGAAAGCGAGAAUGGAGAGACCACGUACAACGUCGUCGCAAAGUCCGUUGGAUUGAACGUGGAGGAGCUGUACACAGCCCUGCUGUACAUGAUCCAGCACCAGAUUGGCUUCGACGUGGUGGACGAAGUUGCGCAGGAUGACGUCGUCGAUUACCUGCAAAAAGCGUUCAACAUCGACGACGAGACGCACCAGAGGGUCAUGGAGGAAACGCGACAGAUGGAGGCACCCAAGAUGCACUUGAACGUUGAAGUGAUGGAGGCCAAGGAGCUAAACCCACUGGAUUCUAACGGGAAGAGCGACCCAUUUUGCGUUCUAUAUCUGGAAUCGGCGCCGACCCACAGAUUCAACACGGCCGUCAAGCCCGAGACCUUGGAACCCGUUUGGCACGAGCACUUUGAAAUGCCGCUCGACAACCCGGAAAACGAUGUGCUGCACCUGGAGGUGUGGGACUUUGACGCGGCGGAGUCGGUGCCCGAGAAAAUGAGCAAAGUGAAAAGCGUUAAGGGGAUGCGGGGCCUCGUGAAACUGGCCAAGGAGAUCGCGAUAACGGCGACGAGCGGCAACCACGACAACGAGUUCAUCGGGGGGGCUCGUGUACCCCUGCAGGCGAUCCCCGUGACGGGCCACGUCAUGUGGUACGCCCUCGAGAAAAACAACAAGCCGAAGCGCCGGGGCCUGGUGAAGCUCCGAUUAGCUUUUAGCACCGAGCACAACGCCCGGGUGGCCUACCAGGAGCACCGCAGCUUGUUGCGCAUCCUCUUGCUCCACGAGCUCGAGAGCCACCCUACCGAGAGGUAUAGUUGGCAGGGCGGCUGGUCCGGGCCCGCCGAGGUCGUCGUCCUCCAGCACGCGGUCCAGCGCGGCCUCUGCCCCAAAUUCGUCAACCUGGCCCGGUGGAUCGAGUUCGCGGCCGCCCACCAGGAGCACCAGCUCAGCUUCGCCGUUUUCCUCAAACUGGCCGAGGAGCUCGUUGCUCCCGUGGCAAGUGGGAGCCUCUCCGACCAGGAGACCCUGCAGUUCUGGGACGCGUGCAAGAAGAUACUCUACUCGGGCCUCAACGCCCUCAGGAAGAUACGCAGGCUGCAGGUCGACAAGGAGCACAUGAUGAAGCAACUAGUCGCUAUUCUUAGAAUGAUUUCGUUGCUAUCGUCGUCGCUCGAGGUGCCCCAGACCGUCAACCUGUUCCCCCUGGAAAUGUACUCGUGGCUGCCCCCGGAAAUUCUAGACGGCGACCGUAUCAGCAUACCCGAAGCCUUGGAAUUCGCGGUGAUUCGAGGUGGCGCCGAGCGGUUCGAGUACAUUGUGGCGAACAACAAUUUGGAGAGCGACAGCGACGAGGAGGCUCUCAAGUACCACAUUAAAAUAAUUCAACUGGUCAGACUGGACCUGCAACGCGCCUACGAGCUCUACGAGAAAUUGUUCAUCAAGACGAUAAACUUUCCGUACACAAAGACGCUGUACAUAGCGUACGAGAAGCGCGUGAGCAGCCUGUGCAUGGUGAUCAUCGAGGACAUUUGCGGCAGGUUAAAGAGGAUAGAGCUCGAUGGCUCGAACGACCCGGAACUCGGCCUCGGCAUGACCUUGUUCGAGCUGUACCUGGCCAUACAAAGAUUCGCCGCGGUCGGCCAAAACUUUUGCCCCGACGAGCUCAAGGACAUGAAGGUCCAGUCUUACUACACGUGGUUCCAGGACGGGGUCGCCCAUUGGCUCGAGAUAGCCGCGUACAAGGCCAUCAAGCGAAUCGAGCGGGCGGUCGAGUUCGACAAUCUCCAGCCGGUCGACUCGAGCGUCCAGUACACAUCGAGCGCCGUCGACGCCCUCACCAUCUUCUACCAGAUCAAGGUCUUCUGGACCCAGUUGGCUUGGCCCGAGACCGAGGGUGCCUACGCCUUUGUCGCCAAGAUCAUCGAUGACAUAUGCAAGUGCUGCAUCGUCUACGUCGAUUGCAUGGCCAACAAGGCGGAGGAGAGGCAGCGCAAGGAGGACGAGGCGAGCCCGGCCAACGUCUACGGCAGGCAGUUCAACGUGUCGGUGGCCUGGUGCUACGCCAUCAACAACAUAGACUACGUGCGCACGUCCAUAGAGCCGCUGGCCAAGGAUCUCGGGCUCGGUAGUGUCAUAGAGGCACUCGCCGAGAACCUCAGCCAACAGGACGCCGAUCGGUGCAAUCGUACCUUACAGCUCAUCAUCGACAACGCCAAGGACACGAUGAAGAACAAGAUCGACGACAUGCUCGAGAGCGUGGCGCGGAAAAUGGUGCCCGCCAUGGAUCGGUAUCUGAUGGAGGGCGCCGAGUUGUCGGGUUCGUCGAGCAACUCGAUGGACAAGCUUAUGGAGUACCUGGACCAGAAUCUCAUAACGUUGCACGACAAUCUCAACAAGGACAACUUCCAGAGGAUCCUGGUCAUCAUUUGGGAACUGAUGGCCGCCGUUCUGGCCUCGCUCGUCGACAGUAACUUGGAGCGCCGCCGACCGCCCUCUUACUACUCGAGUCUGCACAAAACGCUGCAGGCCCUCAUACAGUUCUUCAAUUUCGGGACCAACGAGGUGCCGAACGUCCAGGUGCUCGAGCGCAUCGAGAAAACCCUGAAGCUCUACGGCAUGGAGACGAACGAGGUCAUCCACCGCUACUACCUGGACAGGCUAAAGGAACAGUCGGGUAUCGAGAACGAGCCCCACGGCAUGCUCACGGUCAAGGCGUACUUUUUCAACGACCUCCUCAACAUGCAGAUACUCAACGCCCGGAAUCUCCGAUCUACGGACGGUACGUGGGACACGCGUGUGUACAUAUUUAUACAUUUUUUUAUUUUUUGUUUAUUCGCUUUGGCAGGCAGCUGUAAUUCUUACGUGAAAAUCACCCUCUACCCCGAGGACGUUUUCGCGGGGACAAAGUCGCUCAAGACGGGCGUUCAGAAAGAAACGCAGUUUCCGCUCUACGACGAAAGUUUCAACAUUCCAUUGACGACGGAGCAGAGGAAGCUCGAGAACGCAAUAAUAAGGUUCGAAGUGAAAGACAAGGACUUUUUGCGAACGAAAUUCAUGGCCGAGUGCUUCAUGCGGUUCGGCGACAUCCACGAGAAGGACUCCCACCAGGGAUUCGGCCAACUUGAACAAAUCCACUUGAAACUUUCGCGGCCCACAUCUCAAAGUUCCGAAGUUAUCAACGUCUUGUCACGCCGCAAGGGCGACAACUUGGCAUCGAACUUCAUGUCGGGGCUACAGUCGAAAAUGAACUCCAGCUGAAGAUGACGUCUUUUUGCAACACCAGGCCCGAGCUGACUCUAUCUUUUUAUACAUGAAUAUAAUAUAAAAAUAAUAAUAAUAAUAAUAAUAAUACAUGGAGCUCCGUUAGUGCGAUAGGAAGCAUGUGUACAAAAAACCAAUUAGCUUCUGUGCAGUGUACCUCACGAUCAUAAAACAUAUAUGUACUGUAACGGAACAAAGAGCCGUUAUGAUCUGAUGAUAUUUGUUAAAGUUAUUUUUUUUAAGAAUUAAAAAAAAAAAUUGCUUAUCUUUUUAA
Molecule: messenger RNA, 4480 nt
Organism: Copidosoma floridanum
Lineage: Eukaryota; Metazoa; Arthropoda; Insecta; Hymenoptera; Encyrtidae
Gene: stac
Product: C2 and C2B_Munc13-like domain-containing protein staccato
Cellular component (GO): secretory vesicle
Source: RefSeq, a predicted model, not a curated record